AUGCGCGGGUCGUUCCGGGGCUCGCCGAGCCGCGCGGCGGUGCAGCGCGUGAUCGAUCGGCUCCACGGUCUCGCGCUCGGGGAUCGGGACAUCGCGCGGGACGACGGCGGCGGCGACGACGACGACGGGGAUGACGAAGCGCGCGGGAUCGCGUCCGCCGCGGGGAGCCCGUCGGCGGCUGCGACGACGUCGCCCACCUCGGCGCGUCUCGCCCAUGUACCCCCCGGUGCAGCGGUCGCGGCGCUCGCGGCCGCGUUCGAGGCCGGGGAGAGAUACGCGGACGUGAGAUCCGCGGUGGUGAGCGCGCUGCCGAGGGGCGAGGACGUCGCGGACUUCCUCGUCUCGUGCGUCGAGCACAUGGCCACGUCGUCGUCGGCACCGUCGUCGGUCGCCGCGCCGCUGACGCAGCUGUUGCUCGAGGCGCUGCAGCACUCGUGCGCGACGACCACCCCGCGGCGAGUCUUCGCGGCGACGGACGGAUCCGCCACGCGCGUGGAGUGCGCCGCGGCUCGAACGCGCGCGGCGAAACUCGUCGCUCGCGCCGUGUGCGUCGACGACGAUAACGUUAAAGACGACACAGCUGGCGGGAUCGGCCCGCCCACCGUGGACACAGCUGGCGGGAUCCCGCCCCCGGCGGAGGAUCCCGACCCCGACGCCGCCCGCCCCCUCACAGUGCGCCUCGAGCCGAGGGCGGUCGCCAGGCUUCUCACCGCCGUCGGCCUGGACAUGGACGACCUCACGGUGCACCACCCAAGUGCGGAGCGCGGUAUAGUCGCGUUCGUCGGCGCGUGUUUGGGCCGCGCGUCGACCGACCCGUCGAGCGCCGUCGCCGCCGCGGCCGUCGCCAAGCACUUCAGCCUCGCGCAGUUCGCGACGCCCUCCGCGCUGGACGCAUGGGAGGCGCAGGGGCACGGGCCAAUCGCCGACGGGAUCGCGGCGACGCUGACCGAGGCGCGAAGGCUAUCGUACGCGGCGUCCCUUAGGGACAAACACAUGAGCGCGACAAACGCCCACAACACGGGGGGCGUCGCAUCCCCGGCGGAUCGGGCCGAUCGACACUUCCGCCGGCUCGGUUUGCCGCCGGCGUUCCCGGAGGAGGAACGCGCGGGGCGGGAGGGCAGGCUGCGAAGGUUGGCGGCGGCGGGACGGUGGGACGUCGCGGAGCAGCUGGCGGGGGAGGACGUCCAAGCGAGGGCGCUCGUGCGGGGUUUGAGGGACGCGGCGGCGACGGUGGCGGCCGAGGCUAACGGAGCGGGAUGGAGCGAGUGGGCGGCUGGUCACGGGGCACUCGGCGGCGGCGGGGCGUCAACCGCCGCGGAGGUUGACCAGAGCUAUCUGCCGAGGCGCAUGCGGUAUCUACCCCUCGACCUACCCCGCGGCGCCGUUCGGUGGGCGGACGACGCUCGCUCGCUCGCGGCGUGCGUCGCGGCGCUCUCCCUCGACGCCGUGAUUGGAAUCGACUCGGAGUGGGUUCCGGAUGGUUCUUUUGGAGCCUCGGGUUCCAGUCGUCGCUCGGGAAAUUCAAAGGGAUCCUCGGGCGCGAGGAGAAGGCUCGAAUCCCCCACGGCGCUGUUGCAGCUCUCCGGGGAGCGUUGCGUCGCGCUCCUGGACGCGACGAAGCUGGGACGGGAGUGCCCCGGCGCGUUCGCGUCGGCUCUUCGCGGGAUCCUCUCCGAUGCGCGGGGGGGUUCCGAGUCGACGUCUCAAAACGACGUAAAAAGCGCUCGGCCGCCCGCGGUGGUCGGGUUUGGCGUCGCGGACGAUCUGCGUCGACUGGCGUGCUCGUACCCGGGCGAGGUGGCCGACGCCGUGCGUUCGAUCCCGAGGGUGCUGUGCCUGCAACGGGCGGCGAUCGACCGCGGUCACGGGUCGCAGCCCGGGCUGUCCUCGGUGUGCCAGGCUUUGCUCGGGCAGCCGCUGGACAAACGCGAGAGGUGCGGGGACUGGUCGAGGCGGCCGCUGACGGAGUCUCAGGUGGCGUACGGCGCGCAGGACGCGAGGGUUUUGCUACGUAUCAUGCCCGGCUUGCUGUUGGGAAAGAGCCGCGCGCGAGAGCCGUCCGCCCGGGCGGACGCCGCCGACCUCGCGUUCGAGCUCGCGAGACCGGCGGCUGAGUUUAUCGGGGACGUCGACGUCGCGACGGUUCGUAUCGCCAACCCUCCGUCGAUUCGCGUCACCGAGAACGACGGCGAUGACGACGCGGUCGCGCCGCUGACCCCGGCGGAUGUCGCGGCGGCGCUGGCGGAUCGGUUACCCAGCGCGGGGGGUGACCCGACGGUGAUCGAGCUCGGCGUCGAGACCGGUCCCGCAGCGAGCGACACCGCGUCAGCCCUGGGGGACGGGAUAGCCCCCGAUGCGGUGGUCAAGAGCAUGGGGGUGAUGGUCGCGGGGGACACGACGGUCGGCGGUCUGGAUCCGGUGGCGAGGGCGCUCGGCGCGUCGGGGGGAGACGGCGGCGGCGGCGGCGGGAGCGGGGGUUCAAACGGGGGUUCAAACGGGAGGAAGACGUGGGAGCCCGUCGUGGCGCUCCUGCGAGGCACCGACCGCGCGGACCUGCGCGCGAUCGCGUCCCACUUCGGCGUCGCGCGGCGGCACGCGCGGCUCGCCACGCCGGACGAGUGCGUCCGCGUCUUUGGCUUCCCGCCCGGGAGCAUGCCGCCGCUGGGCCACCGCGUGGAGUGCCCGACGCUGAUGGACUCGGCGCUGAUGGACUCGGCGCUCCGGGAGCACGCGGGCGGCUUCGUGUACCCCGGAGCGGGCGCGCCGCACCUGGUGUUCAGGUGCCUCCCCGCGGUCCUCGAGCGGGCCACUGCGGCCACCACGCUGCCCGUGGCGGAGUCGUCCGUCGCCAGGGAAGCCGCGAAGCGCGCGGCGGCGGCGGCGGCGGCGGCGGCGGCGUCGAGCUCGCGGGAUCCGUCCACCGCCUCAUUCGCCGAUGGUGGUUCCUUGGACUGGGGCCUGGGGGGCCCUUCCGCGACGUCUCACGAGGGAUCCGAGGAGCACGAGGAGCACGGCGAUGGCACGCGCGAGAGGCAGCGGCGGUUCGUCGCCGAUGGAUCCCUCGGCCGGCUCGCUCGUUGGCUCAGGUGCCUGGGGGUGGACGCCGAACACGUCCCGGUCCCCGCGCAGCGUCUGGGUAACAAGGGUAACAAUAAUAACUGUCAGUACGGCGCUCUGCUCGCGCUCGCGCAGAGGGACGACCGCGUCAUACUGACCAAGGACAGGCGCUUACUCCAACGUAAGGACGCGGUGGCGGCGUUUUUGGUGGAGGACGACGACCCGAAGCGGCAGCUCGCGAGGGUCAGCGCGCACUUCGGGCUCAGGUACAGGCGCGGGAAGUUGCUCACGCGGUGCGCCAGAUGCAACGGAGCGGUGGAGCGACGGUGCACCCCAGAGGAGGUGGCUGCCAACGGCGCCAUCCCGGCCAAGGUGAAGGCCUCGACGAAUGAGUUUUGGGCGUGCGGAAGGUGCGAGAAGGUGUACUGGGUCGGUCCAAAGUCGCACCUCGCGAUGUCGUUCAUCGACGCGGAGAUUGCGCCGACGGUGACGAGGGCACGCGACGAGGCAAAGUUGUUUGCGCGCAGUGGAAACACGCGGGAGCCGGAUGAGGAGGCGGUGCUGGAGGAGGCGCUGGGAGGUAAUCCGUGGCCGAGAAGAACCGGGCCGAACAGCCGCGAGGGGUAG
This is a messenger RNA of Micromonas commoda, 3684 nucleotides long. RefSeq lists its product with no specific name. Bases 1 to 3684 code for a protein of 1227 amino acids. Gene Ontology annotation, biological process: nucleobase-containing compound metabolic process. Gene Ontology annotation, molecular function: aminoacyl-tRNA deacylase activity; 3'-5' exonuclease activity; nucleic acid binding. The transcript has a single exon. Lineage: Eukaryota; Viridiplantae; Chlorophyta; Mamiellophyceae; Mamiellales; Mamiellaceae. The record is from RefSeq and is a predicted model, not a curated record.